AUGAUGCAAAGUGCGGCGGUCCUAACGACAGAGAGUCCUGUGAAGAGUUUACCGGAGAUCCUCGGAGUGCCACUGCAACAGAUCCCUCACUGUGCCGGCUGUAGUCAACACAUCCUGGACAAGUUCAUCCUGAAGGUGCUGGACCGUCACUGGCACUCCAAGUGCCUCAAGUGCGCCGACUGUCAGACUCCGCUGGCGGACAAAUGUUUCUCCCGGGCAGGAAGCGUCUACUGCAAGGAGGAUUUCUUCAAGCGUUUUGGAACGAAAUGUGCAUCAUGCCAACAGGGGAUCCCUCCGACGCAGGUUGUGCGAAAGGCACAGGACUUUGUGUAUCACCUGCACUGCUUCGCCUGCAUCAUGUGCAGCCGACAGCUGGCCACCGGGGACGAGUUUUACCUCAUGGAGGACGGGAGGCUGGUGUGCAAGGUGGAUUAUGAGACCGCGAAACAAAACGAUGAUUCAGAGGCCGGGACCAAGAGACCGAGGACCACCAUCACGGCCAAGCAGCUAGAGACCCUCAAAAGUGCCUACAAAAACUCGCCGAAGCCAGCACGCCACGUCAGAGAGCAGCUGUCCUCGGAGACGGGGUUGGACAUGAGAGUAGUGCAGGUGUGGUUCCAGAACCGGCGAGCAAAGGAAAAGCGCCUGAAGAAAGAUGCAGGUCGACAUCGCUGGACCCAGUUUUAUAAAAGUGUCAAACGUAGCCGAGGGGGAACGAAAGUGGAGAAGGAGAGCUCGGCCGACGACGCAGGACUCAGUGACAGUGAACUGAGCUUCAGAGACGACCAGGUCCUGUCAGAUCUGGGCCACACCAACGGGCUUUACGGGAGCGUCGGUGACGUGACCAACAGCUCGGUGAUGAACGGCGGCUUCUCCAUCGACGCAACAGGACAACCCUACCACGACAUCCGGGCCGGAAGCCCCUACGGUCUCCCUCAGUCGCCCUCCUCCAUCACCUCUCUGCCCGGCCACACCCCUCUCCUCAACAACCUGGGCUUCAGCAUGGACAGUCUGGUGGUACAGGGUGGGCCGGGUGGUGUGGGACAGGCUCUGAGGGCCAUGGCAGGGGGCCCGACCUCAGACCUCUCCACAGGCAGCAGUACAGGAUACCCCGACUUCCCCACCAGCCCCGCCUCAUGGCUGGACGAGAUGGACCAUUCCCAGUUUUGA
This is a messenger RNA of Anoplopoma fimbria (sablefish), 1170 nucleotides long. RefSeq names its product LIM homeobox 4 (gene lhx4). The transcript has 6 exons. Gene Ontology annotation, biological process: regulation of transcription by RNA polymerase II; neuron differentiation. The record is from RefSeq and is a predicted model, not a curated record. Lineage: Eukaryota; Metazoa; Chordata; Actinopteri; Perciformes; Anoplopomatidae. Gene Ontology annotation, cellular component: nucleus. Gene Ontology annotation, molecular function: RNA polymerase II transcription regulatory region sequence-specific DNA binding; DNA-binding transcription factor activity, RNA polymerase II-specific. Bases 1 to 1170 code for a protein of 389 amino acids.